Messenger RNA from Cladophialophora psammophila CBS 110553, 411 nucleotides. RefSeq lists its product as uncharacterized. The record is from RefSeq and is a predicted model, not a curated record. The transcript is spliced from 2 exons. The coding region runs from base 1 to 411 and encodes 136 amino acids. NCBI's taxonomy places the organism in Eukaryota, Fungi, Ascomycota, Eurotiomycetes, Chaetothyriales, Herpotrichiellaceae.
AUGCGAUAUCGCGAGAAGAACACCUAUUUCGUCCACGGAACCGGCUAUCCGCAAGACAAACUCUGCCUGGGCAACCUGGUCUUGCGAGAUUAUGCCAAUCCAACCAGAGUCCGAAACUACACUCAUCCCAAUCUAUCGCCGGAAGAAUGUGAAGAAAUAAUCCUAAUCCGCAUGAGAAGUGACGAAUGUCGUCGAAACCAUGCAGAUAUCAUUCCGCUUCCAAAAACAACGAGGGUCCAGGUCAAUGAAGGAUUCAAUAUCUCCAUCGGAGCCGACUUUGUCGAUAUUGUCACUCUCAAAUUCCCUUGGAAUUCAACACGCACGCGGCUGAUUAGUACGCCGAGCGGGCAGAAGAUUGAGCUGAAGAAGUACCACUCUAUUCACCAGACCUUACUCCCCAAGCUAGACUAA